Messenger RNA from Tachyglossus aculeatus (Australian echidna), 2254 nucleotides. RefSeq names its product solute carrier family 26 member 5 (gene SLC26A5). Lineage: Eukaryota; Metazoa; Chordata; Mammalia; Monotremata; Tachyglossidae. Gene Ontology annotation, molecular function: bicarbonate transmembrane transporter activity; chloride transmembrane transporter activity; oxalate transmembrane transporter activity. The transcript is spliced from 18 exons. Gene Ontology annotation, cellular component: membrane. Bases 1 to 2238 code for a protein of 745 amino acids. Gene Ontology annotation, biological process: transmembrane transport. The record is from RefSeq and is a predicted model, not a curated record.
AUGGACCACGGCCCGGAGAACGAGGUCCUGGCUGCGACCCAGAGGUACUGUGUGGAGCGCCCCAUCUUCAGCCACCAGGUUCUCCAUGGGAGGCUGCACAAGAAGGACAAGGUGUCAGAGCCCAUUGGGGACAAGAUCAAACAAGCCUUGAGCUGCACUCCGAAGAAGGUUAAGCACAUCAUCUAUCGGUUCCUGCCCAUCUGCAAGUGGCUGCCCGCCUACAAGCCAAGGGAAUACAUCGUGGGCGACAUCGUCUCGGGCAUCAGCACGGGAGUCCUCCAGCUUCCGCAAGGGAUAGCUUAUGCCCUGCUGGCCGCCGUGCCUCCCAUCUUCGGCCUGUAUUCCUCCUUCUACCCCGUCAUCAUGUACACCGUCUUUGGGACCUCCCGGCACAUAUCAAUAGGCCCGUUUGCGGUGAUCAGCCUGAUGAUCGGCGGCGUGGCGGUGCGCUUGGUCCCUGACGACAUGUUCCCCGGAGGAAUGAACUCCACCAACAGCACGGAGGUGAGGGACAACCUCCGGGUCAAGGUGGCCAUGUCCGUCACUCUGCUGUCGGGGAUCAUCCAGUUCUUCCUGGGCGUGCUGCGGUUCGGCUUCGUGGCCAUCUACCUGACGGAGCCGCUGGUCCGCGGGUUCACCACGGCGGCCGCGGUGCACGUCUUCACCUCCCAGCUCAAGUACCUGCUCGGCGUGAAGACCAAGCGCCACAGCGGCCCCCUCUCCGUCGUCUAUAGUACGGUUGCCGUGGUGACCAACAUCAAAAAGCUGAACAUCGCCUCCUUAGUCGUGGGGGUGCUUUGCUUCGGCAUUUUGCUGGGUGGCAAGGAGUUCAACGAAAGGUUUAAAAAGAAGCUACCCGCCCCCAUUCCUUUGGAGUUCUUUGCGGUGGUGAUUGGAACGGGAGUUUCGGCAGGCCUGGAUCUGAAGGAGUCCUACAAGUUGGAUGUGGUUGGCAGCCUCCCCUUGGGGCUGGGGACCCCGGCGGUCCCGGACGCCAGUCUCUUCCACCUGGUCUACGUGGAUGCCAUCGCCAUUGCCAUCGUCGGCUUCUCGGUGACCAUCUCGAUGGCCAAGAUCUUCGCCAUUAAGCACGGCUAUCAGGUGGAUGGAAAUCAGGAGCUCAUUGCCCUGGGGAUUUGCAAUUUCUUCGGAUCUCUCUUCCAAACCUUCUCCAUCUCGUGCGCCAUUUCACGGAGCCUGGUGCAGGAGGGCACCGGGGGAAAGACCCAGCUCGCAGGUUGCUUAGCCUCUUUAAUGAUCCUGUUGGUCAUCUUGGCGGCCGGCUUCCUCUUCGAGUCCCUGCCUCAGGCUGUGCUGGCGGCCAUCGUGAUCGUGAAUCUGAAAGGCAUGAUGAUGCAGUUCACCGACCUCCCGCAUUUCUGGAGAACCAGUAAAAUCGAACUGACGAUCUGGCUCACUACCUUUGUCUCCUCCCUGUUCCUGGGCCUGGACUACGGUCUGAUCACGGCGGUCAUCAUCGCGCUGAUGACAGUCAUCUACCGGACCCAGAGCCCGAGGUACAGGGUCCUUGGACAGAUCCCUAACACGGAUGUUUAUUGUGACAUUGAUGCCUACGAAGAGGUGAGAGAACACCCGGGGAUUAAAAUAUUCCAGAUCAAUGCCCCCAUCUACUAUGCCAACAGCGACUUGUAUAAUAAUGCUCUGCGGAGAAAGACCGGAGUGAAUGCAGCGGUUAUAAUGGCGGCCCGAAGGAAAAUCCUGAAGAAGCACGCCAGGGAAAUGAAGCGGACAAACAAGCCCAAAUCGACAGUUGUCAAAGUUGUUCAUGAUUCAGAAGGAGGUGGGGAAGGUGGUACAAAGCAGGAAAUCCAGAAUGAUGAGCAAAGUGGAAAAGGCCCAGCCGAACUGAUCGUCCAGAACACAUUUCCAGAAGAACUGGAAAGGUUUAUGCCACCAGGAGCUAAUGUUCACACUAUAAUUUUGGAUUUCACUCAAGUGAAUUUUAUAGAUUCAGUCGGAGUAAAAACUCUAAAAGGUAUCAUAAAAGAAUAUGGAGACGUCGGUAUCUACGUGUAUGUAGCGGGGUGCAGUGAACAAGUGGUGGACGACCUCACGCGAAACAAGUUUUUCGAGAAGCCCUCCACGAAGGAAAUGCUCUUCCACAGCAUCUACGACGCAGUCCUGGGCUGCAGAGUCCGCGAAGCCCUGGCUCAGCAAGCAGCCCUGGCACCCCCGCCCCAGGAGGCCACGGACCAGCUGGACAGCCCGGAGCCAUAGAUGAGUAACGGCUCGC